Messenger RNA from Carassius gibelio (silver crucian carp), 2364 nucleotides. Its product is annotated as protein lin-9 homolog. Lineage: Eukaryota; Metazoa; Chordata; Actinopteri; Cypriniformes; Cyprinidae. The record is from RefSeq and is a predicted model, not a curated record. Gene Ontology annotation, biological process: DNA-templated transcription; regulation of transcription by RNA polymerase II; regulation of cell cycle. The transcript is spliced from 15 exons. Gene Ontology annotation, cellular component: nucleoplasm; transcription repressor complex. The coding region runs from base 87 to 1718 and encodes 543 amino acids. Gene Ontology annotation, molecular function: DNA binding.
GCAGACUGGAGCGUUUGAACUGCCCUCUCCGUCCCACAAUGCAUCGCGGUACUCGGCCUUUGAAAAACCGGCGCGGCUAAUUCAAGAUGGCGGAGCUCGAGCAGCUGUUAGACGAGAGCUCUUCAGCUAAAGCCCUUGUAAGUUUAAGAGAAGGAAGUUUGUCUAAUACUCUAAAUGAGAAGAACAAUUUACCAAAAUCUCAGACCACCAGGGGAAGGAGCAGUUACGUUUCUGUGGAAACGCCAACAAGAAGCUCAAAGAGAAGUCGACUGUCAUGUGAAGAUGAGGAGCUACCUCGCGCCUCCAGAUCUCCCAGGAGAAGCCAGAGGGUCACCACUGUGCCUCAGAAACUUGCAAAUGUCACAACACCAGACAAAAGGGCUUCACAGAAAAUUGGACUGAGACUAAGAAACUUGCUCAAACUUCCCAAAGCACACAAAUGGUGCAUCUAUGAGUGGUUCUAUUCAAAUAUUGACAGGCCUUUAUUUGAAGGUGACAAUGACUUUUGCCUGUGUCUGAAGGAGUCUUUUCCUAAUCUAAAGACUAGAAAGUUGACCAGAGUUGAAUGGGGAACAAUCAGAAGACUUAUGGGCAAACCUCGAAGAUGUUCCUCAGCAUUCUUUGCUGAAGAACGAAUGGCUCUCAAACAGAAGAGGCAGAAGAUGCGUCUCCUGCAGCAGAGGAAAAUCACAGAUAUGUCUCUAUGCAAAGACCUGCCAGAUGAGAUACCUUUGCCCUUGGUCAUUGGCACUAAAGUUACAGCUCGUCUUAGGGGUGUCCAUGAUGGCCUGUUUACUGGUCAGAUUGAUGCAGUAGAUACCAGUGCAGCAACGUAUCGUGUGACCUUUGACAGAAGUGGGCUCGGCACACACACUGUUCCUGACUACGAAGUGCUCAGUAAUGAGCCUCAUGAGACGAUGCCCAUAUCUGCUUUCGCUCAGAAACAGAGGCCACCUCGUUUUCAGAACUUUCUAACCCCACUCCGCGGGUCCUAUUCUGGGUCAACUCAGUCCAUCUUAAUGGAUAAUGACCCUCUGUUUAGUCAGUCCCCCUGGAGAAAUAAACUGACAGGAACUGAUGGAGAGACAUUAGGUGGCUUUCCUGUCAAGUUUCUUGUGCAAGUGACACGCCUGUCCAAAAUCCUCAUGAUUAAAAAAGAACACAUAAAACAUUUGAAGGAGAUGAACACAGAAGCUGAGAAGCUGAAGUCCUAUUCCAUACCGAUCGGAUUGGACUUGCAGAAGAGAUAUGCCACAACAGUACUGGACCUGGAACAGCUUAAUAAAGACCUCAACAAAGUCCUUCAUGAAGUACAGCAGUUUUGCUAUGAGCUGGCUCCAGAUCAGGGCAUGCAGCCUGCAGAUCAGCCCAGUGAGUUGCGACGACGCUGUGAAGAAGAGUCACAGGAAGUUGUGAGUCAGAGUAAUGCAUUGUCUGAUGGAGAGCAACGUGUCCAGAGCUCCAGCCUCACCCAACUCAUCUCUCGUCUCACGGCACUUCUUCUGCAGAUCAGGUGUUUGGCUGAAGGGGGAGAUUUGAAUUCAUUUGAAUUCAAAUCACUCACAGACUCUCUGAAUGACAUAAAGAGUUCAAUAGAUGACUCCAACCUGAGUUGUUUUCAGGAUAAUGUGGAGAUCCAUGUAGCACACAUACAGAGCGGGCUGAGCCAGCUGGGUAACCUCCAUGCUUUCUCUGCCAACAACACCAACACAACGUGACUGAAAUUAACUUGCACCCCUCCCAAGAAGAUGUUCAACUAGAUAGCAAAAAAAAAGUGGGAGUGUGAAGCUGUUUUGUAACUGUUCAAUAUCAUUUCAGAUGUUGCUCACACUCAAUUAGAUUAAGUUCCCCCUUAAUUUUAUUGGUGGUUUCCAACUAGGGUGUAUUUCGAAUGACACUCCGGUUUGGUGCAGUUUGUUUGACUGAAACCAUUUUGUACAAUUUUAUUCCCUUUGUCUCUUUCUCAAAGUGUAUAACUUUGAUCGUCCUGAGAGAUGAGGUACUGUUCUGUCUGUUUUAAACUGUUCUGUAUGUUUUAAAUAUGUACAUUGUAGAUAACUGUACAGUUCACUCAAAAUAUAUCAAUAAAUCAACCAUAUAUAGGGGUAAUGUGGACAUUUUUUGACUUGCCAGAUUUAGGUACUUUUGCAAAGCAACCAGUCUGUUUAUACAAGUCCUAUAAUAGACAGCUGUGUGGAAUGAAACAGUUUGUCUUGUCCUUACAAGAAGAAAUAAAUCACCCAAAUGCCCCACUGGUGUAUGUUUUAAAUGCGGUAGUUUUCUGUGGGGUUGUUUUUUUUUUUAAUUGUAAGUGUAUGCAUGACAGUCAUUUGUAAAUAAAUUGAUUUCUAUUAUCUUCAUAAA